UCACAGAAAGGAAGCCUCAUCCUUGGUCUGGCUCUGGCUCGCUGGGUCAUCGCCGCCGACGUCCCUCCCCAUCCUCGUCCUUUUCACCUCAACAUCCCUCCUUCAAGUCGCCAUGCGCCAGUCUUCCUAACAACAACCCACCAGCCCUCGCCAUGGCUACGCAUACUCCCACCCUCACCCAGGGAGGCGGUGCUGCUGCUCAACCUCCCGACACCCACGACACCCAAGGCGUCUCGUCCCGCCGCUUGAAGAAGCGGGAAAUCGACCGACGAUGCCAGCGUCAAGCUCGAGAACGGACAAAGUCCCGCAUCGCCUACCUCGAAGGGCUCGUGGAGGAUUUCCGACGCCAGGACUCCAGCGGUCAGGUCGCCACCCUGUUGAAGCAAUUGAAAGAGGUGGAAUUGGAGAGAGAUCUGAUGGCCAAGACCUUGAAGGACAUCCAAAAGGCCAUGGACACGCACAAGCCACCCAAACCGAUGGACGAAGAGGUGGAUGACAAGAGUACAGUGUUUAUGGCCAAGAUGGCGUUUGAAGAGGCAAGUGUCGAGCGGAGUUCUAGCACUCCUAGCCGAGACGACGCCCCUCUCCCCUUCCCACCCGAACCUGUCGAUAUACAAUCAGGAACCAGUCCAGCGAGGAACUUCGACCUCGCCACUUUCUCGCCAACACCAAGCCUGCCGUUGCAGUCUCAAGAUCUUCUCUUUGCUCCCGAAGUGGUGCCCUUGCAGUCCGACGGAACCCAUUCUCCCACCCAAGUCAUGGUGCAGGCCAAGGGCGUGACCGAGCCGAACCCGAUGCCGUGCAACUGGAACGACAACUGGGCCGUCCCGCGACGGUCCUGCUCCUGCAACAGCUGCCACGAUCGUGGCCACGGCCGUCGUUCCGUCUGGCGGGGAAACUACUGGCGCUACGCAAACGAAGUGCUGAGCGAGCGUUUCGAUUGGAAUGAAGAAGUGGCCCCGGAAUCCGACGAUCUGUGCGACGACGUCCCAAUCCGUGCAUUGAUCGAGGGCUGGGAUGCCGUUGCAAAGCGAGCCCCCUUGCACCCGUCAUGGAAAAUCCUGCGCCGGAUCGACGAGACCCUGUUCGCCAUGUGCCCCAACACCGAACGGCUCGCCAUCAUGCGAGCAAUGCACACUCUGUUACAAUUCCACACGGCCUCAACCUUUGAUCGCUAUGCACGGCUCCCGCCGUGGUACAUGCGUCGCCCGUCCCAGAAGAUCGCCCAUUCCUACGCAAUCGACUACUUCGCGUGGCCCGGCGUGCGGGAACGUUUCAUCUUCAACGAACACGACUAUUGCGGCAACGAUUUUUGGCAUUUAUUCUGCAAGUCCUUUCGGAUUCUAUGGCCCUAUGAAUUCCGAGACUGCUAUACCCGAGAAAUCGAGACGGGGCUGUACAAGUUCUCCCCGGUGUUUGAUCAGCGACUGACCGACAUCAAGUGUUGGACAAUGGGCCCAGAUAUCUUUCAGAGGUUCCCCGAGCUGUAUAGCGACAUGCCAUCGUUCAACCAUAUCCCUCAGUCCCCAUGUUCGCCAGCAGGCGGCAUGAUGCCUGCUCCGGUGCAGAACCACGCACAGAAGGCGAAGUUACUUCCACCGACCCCGUCGCCGAAUACAACCCAAGCCCAGACGGGCUACGUCAUCGAGGAGGAAGAGGAAGAAGUCAAGCCACCUCCAGCAGGCAGCCAAUUUAUCCCCGUUGAGAACCUGCAUGCGCAUGUUGUUCAGACACCUCAGCAACAGCACCACCAUCUCCACCACCACCAGGAACAGCACCGGCAGCAGUCUCACCAUCAUGGGCCGUCUUUAAAUCCCCAUGCAUACAACCCAGCAGACUUCAACCCGAUCAUGGCGCUCGAUGCUUUCGCGUAUGGUGCGAUUAGUGAGGCGGACUUUGCAUCUGCAUAUCAUGCUGAAUCGAUGGAGGGCUACCCGAACCUGAUUUUCUGAGAGCGGUUGAUGAAUGCUCAGCGCCGCUGCGAGGGGGUUGGUCAGGAGUGGAGAUCGUUUGAAUAUCCUUCACCAUGUACUUGAUGCCUGACAACAUCGAGGAUGGCCACUAAGGGCUGAGACUAACGACGAACAGACGCACAUGUUGGAAUCUCCGAUAAGUGAGUAGUCGGCAUCGAUGUAUGUACUCUGAGCCAGACACGGCAUAAAAUGCUCAAGGUCUUUGAACUUCGCGAGAUGCGGGCCCGCAUAAAAGGUCCAGUGAUUUCAGACAUAUCCGUCAAGCGACAGAUGCGAGGAUCAUCCAUUCUCCUUUCGCUCGCUGACGAUCCAGAAUGCGCGACACCGCCGUAUGAACGCGUCGUUCCAAAAGAAGCCCGUCAAGACGCCCUCGCAUUCUUCCCACGUCGCAGUCCUUUCGGGGAACCUGAGUCUCAACGCGUGCAUGAUCUGCCGCCCCUGAGGGAGUAAGGUAUCGUUUGCGGCGCGCCACGAAUCGACGAGAUUGAACCACACCCAGAGGAGGACGUCUUCUUCCCUCUCCAUCUUGUCGCGCUCCGUCUCCAUCCUCGUGUGCCGAGCACCGCUCUCCCGCGCCACAUCCCCGUCGCGAUCGAGUGGGGAGGGAAACCCUGGAUUGCGAACGGACGCCAUUGUCAGCGGACUUCGUCUGGUUCGUCUCGGCGCGUCCGUCGUCAAUUUCAUUCGGCUCCCGUUAUACACGGCCGUCACGGCCCUCAUGGGCGAGAACGUGUGCAGACAAUACAGCAGCAGGGCCAACACGAUCAUCUUCUCCAGAUUCGGCAUCGUCACCACCGCCGCCUCUCCUGCUGCGUCGUCCGCCCUGCCGCCGUCCUCGCCGGCCAAUCCAGGGUGUACGGCUUCGUCCGGCGCGCCCAAGCACGUGCACGCCUCCCAGAAAUCCCGGAACUUGCGCGGCUUCGUCCGGAACACGUCACUGGGCGUGACGAUCGUGCCGUGCCGCAUCUGCUCGAGGUGCGCCUCCGCCGUGCGGGAGAGGACUUGUAGGACGUCGAGCGCGAGCCGUCGGUGGUGCGCCAGGGCCUGAAACCCGCGCGGCAGCAGGGCGAGUUCCCGUCCCAGCGGCGAGGAGGCGGGGAUCGGAGGGCUCGGGGGAUACACGGGCUGGUACGUGGGGCGGGAUUCCGGGAAGAUGCUGGACCCGGUGUUCAGGGCCCAGAAGGACUCCCACUGCAUCAGCGUGCAGCGCGCGAGGCCGUCGUGGCCGGUCAGGUUCUGGAGGCCCCCCCGCGCGGCGACCAGGGAGGCGAGCGUCCUCUUGUGGAUUUCGUGCGAGGGCAGGUCGUUGAUGGCGCGGGUGACCACGGCAAGGAACAGGACCGUCAUGAUGGUCAUGUCGUCGACGGCGAGGGUUUCGUUGUUGUUGCCUUUGGGUUUCGCCGCAGGUUUGCUAGCGGGGUCAUGGACCUCAUCAUCAUCAUCAUCAUGACUACGCCGAAUCUCGGGCACAAAGUCAAUACCGGGGCUGAUGUCCUUCUUCCUCCUCUUGGCUCUCUCUUCCUCUCUCAUCUCCUUCUGCACCCGUCCCAACCUCCGCCUCAGCCUCACCAUCGCCGUGCCAAUGUGUCUGAGCACAUUCUCGCUCGGCCCCGAGGUGGUGGUGGUGGUGGUGGUGGUGGUGGAGACCGCGCCCGGCGCACGCCUCAGGUGGUCAAUCACGGCCUGCACGCUCGCGACGCCCGUGUACAGGAAGUCCGGGUGGGCGAGCAGCUCGAAGUAGUAGCCCGUGUAGACGUUGGUGACGUCGAAGAUCUUGUAGAUGGG
This is a messenger RNA of Cladophialophora immunda, 3758 nucleotides long. RefSeq lists its product as uncharacterized. Bases 153 to 1952 code for a protein of 599 amino acids. The record is from RefSeq and is a predicted model, not a curated record. Lineage: Eukaryota; Fungi; Ascomycota; Eurotiomycetes; Chaetothyriales; Herpotrichiellaceae. The transcript has a single exon.